ACAAAAUCAACCCUCAAGUGCCUCUGCAGGAAACAACAGAACUUGAGCGGGAGUUGACGACAGUGCCAUAUGAGGCCAGGAUGUUCACUAUCUCUUGGACCACCGGGGCGUGCGCAUCGUUAGGAAUUACCUCCAGCUACUUAAAGGCACAGCUUCGCCAUGGAAAUCGACUCCGCCCACCAGAUCGUGUACCGGAUCGUCCUCCCGUUCUUCAUUGCGCUGGGCAUCCUGAUCAACGGCUUGGCAAUCGUGGUCUUAGCUCGACCAAGGCUGAGGUCAGCUCGGGUCAACAGGUACUUCCUCCUGCUGGCGAUCUCUGACCUGAUGGUGUGCUUUUUCUACAUCCCGGUGGCUACAACCAUAACAGGAUGCGUAUUCAGCUCGUACACGGAAGCCUUCUACUACGCCCACUUCGGCUGGACUUUCGUGGGCGUUAGCCAGGCCCUGGGCACGUACAUCAUCGUGUGGUUGGCUUUGGACCGCUUCAUGGCCGUGUGGAUGUACCAGCUGUACCCGCGGCUGCAGAAGAAGCCCAACGUCCUCAGGAACAGGAUGAUCGUGACGGCCAUCACGAGCUUCUUCUCGCACCUCCCCUACAUGAUCAAGGCGGCCGUAGUGUGCACCGUCGAAGGCCCCGACGGCGCCGACUGCGCCAGAGGGGAGUGGGACGGCAUCACCGGCUACGAGUAUGAGUUCACCAAGACGUGGCACAAGUAUUACCGGGUGUUCUUCAGCCUGUACAUCCGCUGGAUCCCGAGCGUGCUCAUGGUCGUGUUCAACGUUGGGAUGAUCGUGGCGGUGGUGAAGGGCCGCGUGCGGCACCCGAAAACGCAGGGGAAGGCCGCAGGAAGGUCGGAGAAGAAGCUCAUCUUCAUCAUGAUCGCCAUCACAGCGUCCUACAUUCUCUUCACCCUCCCCAUCACCCUCUACAUCACGGGGUUCUCCGAGAAGCAGGAUAACCGAUGCGGGGGCGAGCACCCUCAGGAGGUCCUCCGCGGCGUCGGCAAUGUCUUCCAGCUGAUCGAACACAUCAUCCACGUCCUGUUCCUGCUCGUGCUCAACCACGGCUUCAAGCAGGAAAUCAAGAUCCUCCUGGGACUCGAAGAGGCGCCUGCACGAAACAACUGCGCAUACGAAAGCCGGAGCAACACCAGCAUGACAGGUCGAACCGUCGUGGUGUCGCCCGGCGCGCAGCACAUCGUCAGCGUGCCCACGGGCAAGCAGGACGAAAGUGCGAGCAACGCCAUGCUCGAGGUCGACAUCGACACCUGAAGAUCUUUUCCCACUUGAAGGAAAGACUUUCUCAAAGAAAACAGAGAUACGAAGUUCCUGAAUACAUGCUUAAAAAUAUUUUCUCUCACAGACAUGUUGACAGUCGGUGUUUGAAAAAAAAGGACAGGUGUUUGUCCACAUUUUCCGUGAUACUGUCAGUUAUACUCCGCCUUGCUUAUGUUGUUUUCCGCUCCAUUCAUGCACUGAUUUCCCAUAGUACAAUCAGCACAGGCCAAAAGAUUUUUUGUAAUAUAUAAUAUGCAUAUAUAGACGUGUGUGCACAUAUUUAUUUGUUUGAGUGCGAGCAUGAAUAUACGUGUUGUAAACAGAUGCAAUUGUACUUAUAUAUUUGAUUUGCAAAUGUAAAUAAUUAUACAAAAUUUUGCAUUAAUCAGAGGAAGGUGGUAAAAGAAGAUAUAAUGAGACAGAGAGCAGAUAAACAACUUUAGAAAAAGCAAAGAACGAUUAAAUAAGAACAUUUUUGCUUCAGCUAAUAUUUAAUGACAGACAGGAGGAAUUGCCUCAUCAUAUGUGAUAGAUUUGUCUUUCAUUGAAUUAUUUACGUGUUUUAUGUAUCAGUAUAUAGAAACACUGAAAAUACGAUUAAACAAGUAUUUAAAUCAAUGUGCUCAUCAGUAUAUACAUGUGCAAUUUACAAUGUGCUUAAUAAAUGCCAUGAAAUAUA
Molecule: messenger RNA, 1957 nt
Organism: Penaeus chinensis
Lineage: Eukaryota; Metazoa; Arthropoda; Malacostraca; Decapoda; Penaeidae
Product: cholecystokinin receptor type A-like
Exons: 3
Coding region: 160-1272 (370 amino acids)
Biological process (GO): G protein-coupled receptor signaling pathway
Cellular component (GO): membrane
Molecular function (GO): G protein-coupled peptide receptor activity
Source: RefSeq, a predicted model, not a curated record